UAAACUUAAGCUUGACGAUAACUAUUUAGAAACUGUUAUUGAUAUCAUGAAGGAAAGAAUAACUGCGCUGGGUGAACUGCCCGCCUUCGCUUCGUACUUCUGGGACUUCCCUAGGAAACUUCUCCUCCAACCCCAGACGGUCGAAUGGAAAUCGAAAAUAUACAACAGCCAUCACGCUGGUGCACUGCAAGCCCGGCUGAGAGCCAUAGACCCCUUCGAUAAGGAGAACAUUCGCCAAGGGCUGAGAGAGCUGGCCACUGAACUAGGCCAAAGCGCCGGCAAUAUCAUGCAGCUUGCCCGCUUCUGCGUCACCGCUACAAGAGUCGGUGGGCCGGUCCCUGCCACUAUGGAGGCUCUGGGCAAGCAGGAGACGUGCCAAAGGAUCGAAAAAGUCAUUCAAACUUGGCAAUGAAUAACGACUUUUGCUACUCGUAUACAGAAAGACUAA
Messenger RNA from Zophobas morio, 448 nucleotides. RefSeq lists its product as uncharacterized. Bases 47 to 412 code for a protein of 121 amino acids. NCBI's taxonomy places the organism in Eukaryota, Metazoa, Arthropoda, Insecta, Coleoptera, Tenebrionidae. Gene Ontology annotation, molecular function: tRNA binding. The record is from RefSeq and is a predicted model, not a curated record. The transcript is spliced from 4 exons.